CUGAUAUGAAAAUCCCAGAGCUUUCAAUAAAUUUGAAAAAACAUUCUGAUAUCUUAUGUCGAUAUGCGAGUAAAUUGAUUAGUACACAUGAAAUUGCUCAGCAAUAUAAAGAAAGAAACAACCGACUUGAUACAUAUGGUUCCAUUCCUAUCGCUAGUGCUGACAUUCCAGAUAUAGCAUAA
Racocetra persica is the source of this 182-nucleotide messenger RNA. NCBI's taxonomy places the organism in Eukaryota, Fungi, Glomeromycota, Glomeromycetes, Diversisporales, Gigasporaceae. The record is from the annotation of a GenBank genome assembly.